CGCAAUUCAAUUCUUUCGGCUACGUUACGUUGGUCGCAUACACCUAGAAAUCCAUCCCUAUUAUCGAACAGAUUGUCUGCUCCUUUUUGUUCUCAACUGCGUACGAAAUCCUGCUAUACAAGUCCAUGGCUUACGGCUAGCACGGUCCCAUCAGCCCCAAUGGCAGUCAAUCGACCCGUGAGGUUCCUCGGGGCGCUGUCAGUCAUCCUCUUCUUCUCCCUCCUCUACAUAUACUUCCGCCCGACUCCAACAAUAUCGAUCCCAGGCUCGGUCUCGAGUCCCAACGCCGGCAAUGGCGCGAAGAUCGAUAACAUGGAGCGCGAUCCGCUCCUAGAUCCUGUUGGCGAACCUGACGAGCCCCUAUGGCGACAUACCGACCACGAUUACUCCCCCGAAAGUCCCAACUCGGCGCGCAUCAAUGCCACCCUUUUGUCGCUUGUCCGGAAUGAAGAGCUGCACGAGCUUCUGCCUACCAUGAGACAACUCGAAGCGACCUGGAAUCACAAAUUCAACUAUCCAUGGACAUUCUUCAAUGAUGUGCCGUUUACAGAAGAGUUCAAGGAGAAAACACAGGCGUUGACUAAGGCCAAAUGUUCAUAUCAUCUCAUCCCGAAAGAACAUUGGGAGAUGCCAUCAUGGGUCAGUCAAGAGUUGUACGAUGAAUCGGCUCAGAUACUUAAGGAGAACGACGUGCAAUAUGCAGGCAGGAUCUCCUAUCACCAGAUGUGCCGGUGGAACAGCGGCAUGUUCUAUCGACAUCCAGCCCUUGAAUACACACAAUACUACUGGCGGGUGGAACCAAAGGUCAAGUUCUUCUGCGAUGUCGAUUACGAUGUCUUCCACUGGAUGCAGGACCACAAUAAAACCUACGGGUUCAAUAUCAAUCUGUUCGAUUCUCCCGAGUCGAUACCGUCACUGUGGCCGGAGACGAUCAAGUUCCUCGCCUCUCAUCCAGAGUACUUGAAUAAGAAUAACGCCAUGGCCUGGCUCACAGACAACGAAAGGCGACCCGAGCAGAACAUCAAGGCGCAUGGAUACAGUACCUGUCAUUUCUGGUCGAAUUUUGAGAUCGCAGACCUGUCCUUCUGGAGGAGUCAGGCGUAUGAAGAUUACUUUACCCAUCUUGAUAGGACAGGAGGGUUCUUUUACGAGAGAUGGGGCGAUGCCCCUGUUCACAGUAUUGCUUUGGGUCUGUUCGAAGACUCGAGCAAGAUUCAUUGGUUCAAGGAUAUUGGGUACAACCAUAUUCCUUUUUACAAUUGUCCAAACUCUCCCAAGUGUCGCGGGUGUACGCCCGGGCAAUUUUAUGGUGGUGAAUCAUGGUUGCAGCGAGAAGACUGUCGACCACUCUGGUUCAAAUAUGUCGGAACUGGAUGAGCAUAUGGAGUCUAUGCAUUAGAGGCGCCCCGAAUCUGAGAGAGGGCAGCCGUGCCCUGGUUGGAGCGGGCGUUAUGGUGUCGAUAAAAUAUGUAUGUAUAAAAUGGAACGGCUUGUGUAGGUUUGAAAUGUUACUUCAUCCCCAAAUGCAAUCAUGGAUGGCUAGCUUCAGCAUAAGAGGACACUGCCCUUUGACUGGCUUUGAGCAAUCCAUUUAUUGCUCGCGCUUA
This is a messenger RNA of Exophiala viscosa, 1607 nucleotides long. RefSeq names its product mannosyltransferase. Gene Ontology annotation, cellular component: membrane; Golgi apparatus. Gene Ontology annotation, molecular function: alpha-1,2-mannosyltransferase activity. Gene Ontology annotation, biological process: cell wall mannoprotein biosynthetic process; protein N-linked glycosylation; protein O-linked glycosylation. The transcript has 2 exons. The record is from RefSeq and is a predicted model, not a curated record. NCBI's taxonomy places the organism in Eukaryota, Fungi, Ascomycota, Eurotiomycetes, Chaetothyriales, Herpotrichiellaceae. Bases 160 to 1377 code for a protein of 405 amino acids.